CUUCGUUAUUUCUUGAAUUAAAAAAAAAAAAAAAACCCUUGACUCUUUUCCAAGUUCUCUCUCAGGUUUCCUCCUUUUCACUCUUUACGCUCAUUUAAUUCCACUCUUUCGUUUUUUUCUGUCUUAGUUUCCUAGUAACCAAACAGAGAAUAAAAAACCCAGAAAACCCACUCAAAUCUCUCAGUUGUAUCCAUCCUUUAAAUCCACCAAAUGACUGACACUUCCGAGGAAGCCAAGCAAAUCGAGAAGCUCUACGAGUUCGGGGAACGCCUCAACGAGGCAAAGGAUAAGUCUCAGAAUGUGAAAGACUACGAAGGAAUCAUCGAUGCCACGAAAACAAGCUUAAAGGCGAAGCAAUUGGCUGCGCAGCUAAUUCCUCGCUUCUUCAAGUUCUUCCCUAACCUUUCCAGCCGUGCUCUCAAUGCCCAUUUCGAUUUGAUUGAAGAAGAAGAUUUGGCUGUUCGGGUGCAAGCCAUUCGGGGGCUUCCUUUAUUUUGCAAGGAUACAAAGGAGUAUAUUUCUAAAAUAGUAGACAUUUUAGGGCAACUCCUUACUGCUGAGGAAAUUGUGGAGCGCGAUGCUGUUCAUAAAGCCCUAAUGUCUGUAUUGAGGCAGGAUGUGAAAGAGUCCUUGACAGCACUAUUCAAGCACAUUUGGAAUGUUGAGGAGCCAAGUCAAGAUGACACUAUUCGUGACAAGGUUUUGUGCUUUAUAAGAGAUAAGGUUUUUCCUCUUACAACUGAACUCUUGAGGCCUCAGGAGGAAAUGGAAAGGCAUAUAACUGAUUUAAUUAAGAAGAGUUUAGGAGACGUAACUGGAGCUGAAUUCAGAAUGUUUAUGGACUUCCUAAAAAGUUUGAGCUUAUUUGGGGAGAAAGCUCCUCCUGAGCGCUUGACGGAACUUAUUGGAAUAAUUGAAGGGCAGGCUGAUUUAGAUGCACAAUUUGAUAUGCAGGUUUCAGAUGCAGAUCAUAUAGAUAGGUUGAUAUCAUGCCUGUUCAUGGCUCUUCCAUUUUUUGUGAGGGGUGCAUCUGGCAGCAAGUUCCUUAACUACUUAAACAAGCACAUUAUACCUGUUUUUGAGAAGCUUCCGGAGGAACGAAAGCUAGAUUUGCUCAAAGCUUUAGCAGAAAUUUGUCCUUACACAACACCGCAGGAUUCACGCCAGAUUCUUCCUUCUGUUGUUCAGCUUUUAAAGAAUUACAUGCCUCGGAGGAAGACUGGAGAAGAAACAAACUUUACCUAUGUCGAAUGCUUGUUGUUUUCAUUUCACCAUUUAGCUCACAAGGCUCCCAAUGCCACAAAUAGUCUAUGUGGUUACAAGAUUGUGACUGGUCAACCAUCAGAUAGGCUUGGGGAGGACUUCUCAGAGCAUUAUAAGGACUUCACUGAGAGAUUGACUAGUGUUGAAGACCUAACUAGGGCCACCAUGAAGAAAUUAACUCAGGGAAUGGCUGAGCACAACAAAGCAAUGGCGGCUGCUAAAUCUGAUGAAGCAAAGGAUAGCAUUAAAGCUCUAAAGCAGAAUACUACAAUUGGAUUACGUACCUGCAAUAACAUUUUAGCUAUGACAAAGCCCUUGCAUUCAAAAACACCUGCAUUUAUUGGAGAUAAGAGUGUCAAUCUUUCAUGGAAAGAAGCUGUAAAACCUUCUGUGCCCCCCAGUGCAACUGCAACUGGGGUGAAGCGACCUACUAAUGCAGCUAAUGGAACCAAUAAUUUGGUGACAAAGAAAGGCCGUGGAGCUGGUGGUAUGCAAAAUCAGCUUGUUAAUAGAGCAUUGGAAGGUAUAUCUUAUGGUGGGAGGGGUGGUGGAAGAGGCAGGGGUAGGGGUUGGGGAGGACGUGGAAGAGGAAGAGGCUACCGGUAAUUUGAUGCAUGGAAUAGAGUACGAUGACAAUCUGAAUUUGGAGAAUCUGUUUGUACCUGAAGAAUAUGAAGAGAAGUCAUUGAUGUGUUAAAACCUUACUCUCUUUUCGGGACAAGUUUUGUUUGAUGCAGGAUGCUGAUGAGUUUCUAGAUUCAUUGUGGACUAACAACAGUCCUCUGGAGAUUGUUUUAAAGUUGAUUGGAUAGCAUUAGGGAUUUGAGUUCCUAAUCCUAUUCAAGUUAGUGCAUUUGAGGAACCAUUGCAUGCCGUGCUUCUUAAGAGUGUAUGGAAGGCUGUAUCUUAAUGACAGUUAGUUUCGUUAAGGAUGAAUAUUCAGACCUGAUUAUGUAGAAAGUGACUUUAGCUAAGUUAAUAGUGAAGACAAAACAAUUAAACUUGACUGUUGCUCUUGAAACUUGAUCUACAGAUUUUGGGUUGGGUGCAAAUCAAGCAUUAGUGGCGAGAGAAUGAGAAUUUGAACUCUGUAAGUCUUGUACAUUUGUUGCAUGUAUGAUUUAGUUAAACUAGUCUGUGAAUGGAGCUCAAGUUCUCCGGACAAGGUAUUUU
Messenger RNA from Durio zibethinus, 2436 nucleotides. NCBI's taxonomy places the organism in Eukaryota, Viridiplantae, Streptophyta, Magnoliopsida, Malvales, Malvaceae. The record is from RefSeq and is a predicted model, not a curated record.